AUGGGUUUCCUCGAUGACGCGCGAAGUGUGGCCGAGAAGUCCGGGCGAGAAGCGACGCAACAUGUUGGGUUCGCUGCGGGCGAGACAUGGAAGUACGGUAGCGUUCUGGGUCAAGAGGUAGCAGAGCGAGCGGCUCCAGUCGCCGCAGACGCCAGGAAGACUUUGGAAACUCUCAGCAAAGAAGUGAGCAGGCGCGCUGCUCCCGUUGCCAACAGUGCCUCGAAGCAAGCGACUUCAUUCGUCCAAUCCACCUUCAACAACGCCAAUCAACGUCUACCUCAACUCAUUGAUGAGAAGCUGCACAAAGACUUCGACUGGAAGUUCAUCGAGGAUUUUGGAGAAGACAUGGCGAAGCAGUUAGCCAGCACAGCAGACGAUUUCUGGCAGAAGAUGAACAGUGGUGAUACCGGCCAGAUCAGUUUACCCGAGAUUCAUUUCACCCAGGAAGACUUCUCAGGAUUCAGUGAGAGGCUCAAAGAAUGGAUCCUCUUCAAUCUUGAGCUGUUCAUUGCCUUGGUGGCUUGUAUCGUGUCUAUCGUCUUGGUCCCUGCCAUCGCCGCCGGCAUACCCACAAUGCUCGCGCUCGUGGGCUUUGGACCUAUUGGUAUUGUUGAGGGCUCUUUGGCCGCUGGAUACCAGGCUAGCGUUGGACCCAUCGCUAAAGGUAGCGCUUUCGCUAUCCUAACUAGUGCCGGAAUGGGUGGGUAUGGGCUUGGGAUUGUCCAAGCAAUCGCCAUAGGCCCAAGUUGCAUAACCGCGAUCGGAACGUGCGGUAUCGCAGCCGUAGCGUUCUUGAAGGCGGUGAAGGAAGACGAGCAGUGUCAGAAAGAGAAGACGGAGUAA
Alternaria postmessia is the source of this 843-nucleotide messenger RNA. RefSeq lists its product as uncharacterized. The transcript is spliced from 2 exons. The coding region runs from base 1 to 843 and encodes 280 amino acids. NCBI's taxonomy places the organism in Eukaryota, Fungi, Ascomycota, Dothideomycetes, Pleosporales, Pleosporaceae. Gene Ontology annotation, cellular component: membrane. The record is from RefSeq and is a predicted model, not a curated record.